Malaclemys terrapin pileata is the source of this 4530-nucleotide messenger RNA. It is a transcript of the gene SCARB2, whose product is annotated as scavenger receptor class B member 2. The coding region runs from base 65 to 1501 and encodes 478 amino acids. The record is from RefSeq and is a predicted model, not a curated record. Lineage: Eukaryota; Metazoa; Chordata; Testudines; Emydidae. The transcript has 13 exons. Gene Ontology annotation, molecular function: scavenger receptor activity. Gene Ontology annotation, biological process: protein targeting to lysosome; receptor-mediated endocytosis. Gene Ontology annotation, cellular component: lysosome; cytoplasm; membrane.
CCCGGCAGCGGCAGGCUCCUCUCCGGCUCCCCAGCAGCGGCUCGGCCGCCCGGCGCCCCCCGCCAUGAGGAAGUUCUGCCUCUCCACGGUGGGGAUCCUGUCCAUGACCCUGCUCAUCGCCAGCGUCGCCCUGCUGGUGGCCCACGUCCUCCAGAGAGCGGUGGACCUGCAAGUGAAAGAGGGAACAGUACUAAAGAAUGGCACAGAAACCUUUGACCUCUGGGAAGACCCUCCUCCACCAGUCUACAUGCAGUUCUACUUUUUUAAUGUGACCAAUCCUCUAGAAGUGGUCAGUGGAGAUACCCCUUUUGUGGAAGAAAUAGGGCCGUACACCUACAGAGAGUACAGGCCAAGAGUGAAUGUUCAUAUUUUGGACAAUGGCACCAGAGUCUCUUCUGUGAACCCAAAGACCUAUGUAUUUGAACCAGAGAAGUCUGUUGGAGACCCUGCAGUUGAUCUGAUCAGGACAGUAAAUAUUCCUGCAGUGACUGCAAUGGAAUGGGCCAAAUCGACUUCUCUACGGCUACCCACAGAGAUUCUCCUAAUAUUAUACCAAGAAAACUUGUUUAUGACACACACUGUCCACGAAUUACUGUGGGGCUACAAAGACAAACUUUUGUCAACCCUUCAUGUGCUUCAUCCUGAGAUUGAUUCAGAGUUUGGCUUAUUUAAUAAGAUGAAUGGAACGGAUGACGGUGAAUAUGUUGUUCUCAGUGGGAAAAUGAACUACCUUAACUUCUCGAAGAUCGUGGAGUGGAAAGGAAAAGAGUCACUGAACUGGUGGACCACAGAGUCAUGUAAUAUGAUCAAUGGGACAGAUGGAAGUGCUUUCCACCCAUUGAUAAGCACAGAUGAAACAAUUUAUGUCUUUUCUUCUGAUUUCUGCAGAUCUCUGUAUGUAACUUUUGAUAGCUUUGUGAGUGUGUCUGGAAUCCCUGCCUAUCGGUUUGUGCCCCCUGAAAAGGUGUUUGCCAAUACGUCAGUGAACCCAGACAAUGCAGGAUUCUGUGUGCCAGCAGGAAACUGCCAUGGCUCAGGUGUCCUGAACGUCAGCGUCUGCAAGCAGGGUGUCCCGAUCCUUUUAUCGGCCCCACAUUUUUACCAAGCAGAUGAGAAGUAUAUUAAGGACAUACAGGGCAUGCAUCCCAGAAAGGAGGAUCAUGAAACAUUUCUGGACAUCAAUCCUCUGACGGGGAUAGUUGUACAAGCAGCCAAGAGAAUGCAGAUCAAUGUUCUUGUCAGAAAACUAGAUGGAUUUAUUGAAACAGGCAGCGUCAGAACAUUGGUUUUCCCCGUGGUGCAUGUAAAUGAGAGUGUUCUGAUUGACGAAGCAUCUGCCAAAAAACUGAAGAGCGUUCUGUUUGAAGCCACGGUUGUAACCAGCAUCCCCUUCAUAAUCAUGGCAUUAGGAAUUAUUUUUGGGAUUUGUUUCAUUGUGCUCGUAUGCUGGCCCCCUGGAACAAGGGAAGAGGUUAGAGAAGUGUUAAUAGACCCAGAGUAAAUGCACCCAAACAAAGCUAUGCAGCCAGUUUAAGAUACACGGUAAGAGUUCUGAAGAGGAAAGGGCUCCGCUCAUCAGGACAUCCUAAUCUUCUUUUUUUCCCCUUCCCAUGUGAGCUUGGUGAAUACACUAUGCAAGUUGAUCUAAUACCGAACACUACCCGGCAUUCAGCAUUCUAAAAACCCACCAUGCUAAUUAUAAUUAUUUGUAGUACAGGGAUGGAAAAAACUAAAAUGCUAGUGAAUGAGGAAACUGUUCUUCUCAGCUGCUAAAUAAGUUUUAAAACCAGAUAUUAAAAUGACUUGAGAUCCUGCUUUAUUAACUAGUGUUUAAUAUUCCCAGUGCUGUUGAAAGCCUUAAAAGCUCAGAACCACUAUAUCAGUGAGAGUAUAAUACCCUGAUUCAUGUAUUAGAAUUACGUGGGGUAAACUUUGUAAAUGGACCUUAGUAAUGUGGGCUCCUAAGUCCCUUUUGAAAAUGGAACUUAAGCAUCUUUGAAAAUAUUGCCCUAGGUUUAAUUUUGUCUUUUGUGUAGAGUACACUUGACUUCUUAUUAACAGAGUGUGAAUGGAUUGUUUUAGUAGUUACACAUCAUGCCUUUCACCUCCAAAAUUGUUUUGUGAAUCUAAGCCAAAAUGGUAAAUGAGGCCUAUUUAAUCAUACCUAGUUUUCAGUUAAGAAGCCAAGUACUUGAUAGCACAUUUUCGUACAGCACCUUGAUCUGUCCCAGUAUUGCUUGAAAUCCCAUUGUGUGGUAUUAAUAAAAUGCCCUGGAAAGUUUUUAAUUUUUAAUUGUUUUUUACACUGGAAAACAAAGGGUUGGUUAGCUGAGGGUACAAUAGAGCGUUCUCCUUUUUUCCUGUGUCAGUGUCUCACCAAUAUCUAUUCUGUGGAGCACUGUACAGGCAGAUGUUGCAAGGGUAUUUGUAAUUGCAUUCAACAUUUAGGAAACCUACAGACCUUCUGUGUUGAGGUAUGUUUGGAACAUAAAGGAAAGCAGCAUAAAUGUUUUUUAAAAAUACUGGUAGCUUAAAAUAUCAUAAGGGUACCUUUUUUCUGUCCAUGAGGAAGAGCAUUCUCACAAAUAUAUUUCCAUCAAAUAAAAUCAGUGAAAAAUUGAGACCUACUUUUCUGACUGGCUGAACACUCAUGCGUAGGAUAUGUAUCAGAGGGGUAGCCGUGUUAGUCUGGAUCUGUAAAAAGCAACAGAGAGUCCUGGGGCACCUUUAAGAUGCGUCCGACGAAGUGGGCAUUCACCCACAAAAGCUUAUGCUCCAAUACAUCUGUUAGUCUUAAAGGUGCCACAGGACUCUCUGUUGCUUUCCACAUGCGUAGGAUGUUAGCCUAUCAAUUGUUCAGCAAUCCAGACCAUUUUGGGCUGGCCCAGUCAGAAAAGCUCAUUAUUAUCACUAUUAUUAUUUAUUAUCUGUAUUACUGUAGCAUCGAGGAGCCCAAGUCCUGGACCAGAGCCCCACUGUGCUGUGGUCUAUAGAUUUGUACCAAUCACAGAAGGCUAGAGAAACUGGCAUUGCACCAGGCUGACUUCUUCAGCCGACUGGCUCCUCUUCUAUGCAAGCCAAAACCAACCAAAUAAUAAUCAUCCAAAUUCAGGCAUCUGCCGCGCUGCCUGGCUGAGGAUAAGGGCUCCUGUACAUAAUGGAGCUCCCAACCUAUCGUGAUCUGCAAGUGUGCUCCCAAUGAGUGAGAGACUCAGGCUAGCCAACUACAGCCAUUCAUCUCAAGGGAUUUGCUCUGCAGUAAUGUCUCCAUUUAACCUCAUGAGAGGAAACUGUCCAGCCCUCAUCUGCCCGGUGAUUGGCCAGGAUGAAAAUAAUACCAUGCGAAAACCCUUGUGGGUGAGGGGGUUUGGAACUCUGCCCUAGCUUUACCCCAAAUGUUGUUCUGCGGGAGGGGAGAAUCUUCCUUUGCCACUUGUGUAGAUUCCAGUUGCAGAUACCCUCCUCCCCAUCACCCCAGUCUUUGAGUCCCAGGACCCCUUUCUUUCUUUCCUUGGCUGACCUCUGGAAUAAACCUGCCAGCUAAGGAGAACCCAAUAGCUUUGGCCCAGGGUCCCUUUUAAAUUCUUCCCUGUAUUCGGAAAGGGGCAGCUACAGACUUCCCAGUGCUGCUGGUAAAAGGCUACAUCCCUCUCAGAUGAAGGGCCAGCCUUCCUUAGCUGGGGAAACUGAGUCAGUAGCUGCAGAGCCUGUGUUCUGGGAGUGGGCCUUUUGCAGUACGUUAUGCUAAAUCAGGAACUCUAGAUCACCUUUCUGUCUCAGUCUUUAUGUUGUACAGGUCAGAUCAUUGUAUGAUCCACAUUGAAAUAGAGCACCGUGUGGAAAAGCUAUCUGUGCACAACAAUGGUAACCUACAAAUCAUCUACAAAGCCUCGGGUAUUUUCUGAGGAAGUCAUUUUGAAAGCAUUAUUCCUGAUAAAACAACAAGGCCUCACAGGGUGAAAUUCAUCCUAGCGCAGAGGACCAGCAGAGGGACUACGCAUUGCUGCAAAAUACCAGUCCUCAUGCCACUGUCCAAACCAAGUAGUCGUGGACUCGGCUGAGAUGUCAGGAACAGGUUUUGUCCCAAGGACUCAACUGCUGUGCAGGAUCCCCUGCCCUGGGGUGAAUUUAACCCCAACAUAUCCAUUUUAAAAUGUUACAUUCUGCUUAUUGGGUCAGAUCCUCAGCUGAUGUAAAUCCAUGGAGCGCUGUCAAAGUCAGUGAUGCUGUGCCAAUUUACAUCUCUUCAGGGUCUGGCUCAUUGUUCCUUUCCAUUUAUUGAUUAAUUAGCUGAACUCUUCAAAUGUCUGAAUGACUGUGUCUAGAGGUUUGUGUAUAUGCUACAGCAGGUUAAGCUGCUUCUUGGUUUUGUUACUUCAUUGCUCCAAUGUUUCCAUUCUCUACCUUGCUCUGAAGAAUUUCCCCCCCAAGGAACAUCUGUUUCUUAAAUCUCCACUAGACCGUAGGGAAGAGGUCUUAUCUGUCUAAAAUACAGGAAAGGUGGUUAUUUUAAUAAACGUUUCCAUUUUA